Messenger RNA from Salvia miltiorrhiza (redroot sage), 2435 nucleotides. RefSeq lists its product as uncharacterized. Lineage: Eukaryota; Viridiplantae; Streptophyta; Magnoliopsida; Lamiales; Lamiaceae. The record is from RefSeq and is a predicted model, not a curated record. The coding region runs from base 136 to 2124 and encodes 662 amino acids. Gene Ontology annotation, molecular function: chromatin binding. The transcript has 6 exons.
UUCAAUUUUAAAAAUCCAUACAAAGAAAACGAAAAAUUGGAAAAAAAAAAAACAGGAAGCUAACUCAUUUUUCCUCUCUCUAUCCCCAUCCUCUCCCCUUAGACUUUAUCCAAUAAUUUCGAGAUUAGUUGAUUGAUGGGUGCUAUGGCCACGAAUAAUUCAACGACGGCGUACGCCGCUUGGGAGGAGGUGUUGGUGUCGACGGAGAAGGGGCGGCGGGAGGUUCACUAUUACCUCAAACGAUGCGGCGGCGGCAGAGAUCUGGUUGUUGUGGGGAAGGAGAAGAGCGCUAGGCAUAUGUCGUAUCAUUACACGAUUAGAGAUAACAAAUUGACGCCCUCCAUUUUGAACGGCGCUUCGAGGCUGAAGUUGAGGUCGAGACGGGAGGUCGUAGACUGGCUGGACUCAAUAAUUUCAGGCGAGCAGCAUAAUAGUUCUAGACAAUUUGGAGGUGGGAUGGAUAGGAAUUUAGAUGAUGACGUUAUCGAGGAUGUUAUGAAGCAGAAGUUAGGUCAGUGUAAGGUUGAAUCUACAUGGUUAGGUUCUUCUUGGACGUGCCGGAAAAGGCGGGCGCAUUAUCAGUCAUUCUGUCGCAAUGGAGCUGUGAUAUCUGCUCAAGAGUUUGUGUAUGUAUUGGCUGAACAAGGCAAAAGACUUGUUGCUUACUUAGAUGAUAUGUAUGAAGAUAUCAGAGGCAACAAGAUGGUUGUGGUACGAUGGUUUCACAAAAUUGAUGAGGUUGGUUUUGUUUUGCCUCAUGAUUAUAAUGACAGAGAGAUUUUCUUUUCUCUGUGUCUUCAAGAUCUCAGCAUAGAAUGCAUUGAUGGACUAGCAACUGUUCUCAGUCCAGAGCAUUAUGAGAAAUACAUAAGCGAAGCAACAAACACAGUGUUGAUGCCUUUUGUGUGCUGUAAACUCUUUGAUAAUGAUGACGUCAAGCCUUUUGACAUAACACGAGUUAAAGGUUAUUGGAAGCAGGAAAUAUUCAGGAAGUCAAACAGAAUUGGUGAGGCUGUUGGAUUAAGACCCAACAAGAGAAUUCGCUGGUCUAAAGAGAGUGAUAUGUAUUCGAAGUCCCCUGAUAAUGGAGAGUCUGUUGUGACCAGUUUACGAGAUUUCAGUGGCUCUUAUCUUGAAUGUAAAGUAGGUGUUAGAAAAGGUAGUAAGAAGGAACAUGGCUCAUAUGUAUCUUUGUCUGGUCGGGAUAAUGCUGCUCGACGCAAGUCUGAGCAAUAUUUGUCUGUUGGCUCCCAAGUUGAGGUGCUUUCUCAAGAUAGUGGCAUCAGGGGCUGCUGGUUCAGGGCUUUGAUCAUUAAGAAACACAAAGAUAAGGUCAAAAUACAGUACAAGGAUGUCAAGGAUGCUGUUGAUGAUUCAAAAAAUCUAGAGGAGUGGAUCUUGGCCUCUCGACUAGCCAGACCAGAUGCCUUUGGGGUUCGUUUGCCUGGAAGGACCACUGUAAGACCGAACCUGCCUUCUGAAAAGGAAAACAUAGCUUGUGUGGUAACUGUCGGCACUGUUGUUGAUGCUUGGUGGCAUGAUGGUUGGUGGGAAGGGAUUGUAGUGAAGAAUGAAUUUGAAGAUAGGAUUACUGUUUAUUUUCCAGAUGAAAAGCAAGAGUGUACAUUCAGUGCUGGUGAUUUGAGGCAUUCGAAGGAAUGGUUGAACAACGGGUGGCAAAAUAUCAAGCAAAGGCCAGACAUUGUCUUGGCAGUCUAUGGCAGUGACAAAAUAUCUUGUAUCAAAAAAGAUGAUUUGCCUUCAUGCGACAGCACAGCUCUCGCUGCUCCCUUGAACAAUGAUGCUUUGCCUCAAAAGAUGAUCAAGACCGGUGAGGCAGUGUCAGCCCGUGAAGACAAAAUGGUAAUCGAGUGUCCUCAAGUUGUCAGAGACCUCACAAAAGAUUAUCUGCUUGCUCAGCUGCGAUGGAGAUCAUCAGGGAAAAAAAGACGCGGUCGAAGCCCUGUCCACAAGGCUGGUGUUGAGGCAGGGUUGCCUACAUUCAAGGGAUUCUUUGUAAACUCAUCCUUGAAAUUAGAUGCAGACAACUGCAAAUCCUCUAGGGAUUCUCGCUUCAGUUCAUCGGUUGUGCCACCAUUGACGAACUUGGUAAUGUCCAGGUGAUGUUCCUCACAUUUCUGGUGUGCAUUUCUAGCUGGUGAUCAAGUUGACUUAGGGAGUAGAUUUGUUUUAACUUUUUGUAGCAAGGUGUUUGUAAGUUGAGAAGAGCGCCGCGCAACGAGCUCGCCCCUGUAUAAAUUAGGUGGCCUGAGUGUAGCAUGUUCCCUCAGAUCCCAGGCAGUUUUGAUUUAGCAAGAAAGCUAUAGGUGAUCCCCCACUCAGUUAGGAUGUGUCUUGAUUUCUACAUGAAAUCCUUUUGUACACUGUAAUUAUUCUUUUCAAAUCAAAGUUCCGCUCUUGAGCUUCUAAUGAAA